Harmonia axyridis is the source of this 743-nucleotide messenger RNA. Its product is annotated as endocuticle structural glycoprotein SgAbd-2-like. Bases 143 to 541 code for a protein of 132 amino acids. The record is from RefSeq and is a predicted model, not a curated record. NCBI's taxonomy places the organism in Eukaryota, Metazoa, Arthropoda, Insecta, Coleoptera, Coccinellidae. Gene Ontology annotation, molecular function: structural constituent of chitin-based larval cuticle. Gene Ontology annotation, cellular component: chitin-based extracellular matrix. The transcript is spliced from 2 exons.
AAGAAUUGCAUAAGAAAUAGGCGAAGCUUGGCUUUGAAGGAGGCUUCAUUCAGAGACUCUCCUAUAAAUAAUUGCGGAGUGAAUGUUUCUAGCGUAAUCAUAGCGUAUGCACUCGCGAAAGCAACACUUGUAAAAAGACAUAAUGAGACUAUUGAUCGCAUCAGUUUGUUUCUUGGCUAUUGCCAAAGCCGCCCAGCUUACCGGAAAUGAACAAAUUCCAAUCCUCAGCCAAAACCAAGAAGUGAACUACGACGGAUCCUUCAGAUCUUCUUACGAAACUGGCAAUGGCAUCUCAGCAUCCGAAGAAGGUGUCCUGAAGAACGCUGGAAACAAAGAUGCUGAAGCCGAAGAAGUCCGUGGACAGGUCCAAUACACAGCUCCUGAUGGAUCUCCAAUUGUACUCCAAUAUAUCGCUAAUGAAAAUGGUUUCCAACCUCAGGGUGCUCAUCUUCCAACUCCACCACCAAUCCCAGAAGCUAUCCUCAGGUCUUUGGAAUUCAACGAGAGGAAUCCAGACCCAGAUGCAAACAAAUACCAAUAAAUCGUUUGGUUGAGUGGUUGUAAGACAUAGUCAUUUAUCAAUUAUUUAUUGAUAGCAUCUAGAUCAUCAAAAUGCCGCUGUAAUAUAUUUCUUCAACAGUUAUCAUUGAUUUUCCACUGAACUGUAUCAUUAUUCAUGUUAUUGUGAUAGUCACCUAAGUUUAGAGUGAUUUCCUAUAAAUAAAUGUUAUUCUGAUUGAAAA